GCUCGGCAGGCUGCCGGCGCGCGCGCUUACUAGAAAACGUGGAAAAACAUAGUGGAAAAUAGUGGAAAAGUGCACUGUUUUAUGGGAAUUUUCAAUUACCUACUUAUAAAUAGGUGGUGGGCCGUGACAUGAAGUGGCUAGCGCUGUUCUCGCUGGUAGCAGCAACAGUGCUGCAGCAGCCGGCGCCGCUGGUGCGCACGCGCGGCGGCUACGUGCGCGGGCGCGUGUCGCGCGACGGCCGCCUCGUCGAGUACCUGGGUAUUCCUUAUGGGACAGUCAACGAUGAGAACCGGUUCAAGGCUCCGCUGCCCCCGCCAGCCUGGGACGGCGUGUUCGAAGCCGUGAACACCAACACGCGCUGCCCGCAGACCAUCAUGGGCACCGUCAUCAUCGGCAACCCCGACUGCCUCAAGCUCAACGUGUACACCCCCACCAGGACCAGGGGAAAACUCCUCCCAGUCAUGGUCUAUAUACAUGGAGGAUGCUUCUUCGAGGGAACUGGCUCUGCCUUUCUCUAUGGAGCUGAUUACUUCGUCGAGCACGGAGUUGUAUUCGUUGGCAUCAACUAUAGACUGAACGUUGAAGGUUUCUUAUGUUUAGGAACAGAGGAUGCGCCGGGAAAUGCUGGACUCAAAGACCAGGUAGCUGCCUUGAGAUGGAUCAAAGAUAAUAUAGAAGCUUUUGGAGGAAAUCCGGAUAGCGUGACGCUGUUUGGAGAAAGCGCUGGCGCUGUUUCUUCGUCCUUUCUAGUGCUUUCACAAGCCGCUAGAGGACUCUUCCAUAGAGUUAUACUUCAGAGUGGUUCUACGCUUGCGCCCUGGGCUUUGCAGCAUGAUCCUAUAAGGACAGCUAGCGCUCUAGUCAAACAAUUCGGAUAUAAUACCAAAGAUCCUUACGAAAUAUACAAUAUUUUAAGAAACAAAACCGUAAACGAACUAAUAAAAGUUAAGGCUUUUGAUAAUCAAAACUACGUCUCAUCUGAUACUCUCUUUGUACCUUGCAUUGAGAAAAAUUUGCCAGGAAUCGAACCUAUAGUCACUGAAUAUCCUACAAGUAUAAUCGAAUCUGGAAACUACACCAAAGUCCCUAUGAUAAUAGGCUUUAACGACAACGAAGGGAUAUACUUUGUAGCUAAAGAUUACGGAAAUAGUCUGAAAUCGAUAGAUCCCAAAGAAAAUUUACAUCUAGAUUUAGAGUUUCCUACAGAACUGGAUAGGAACAGCACAGUAGAGAUAAUAAAGAGUCAUUACUUUCCCCCAGAAAAAGACGAACUAAUCCUUAACAUGGUGGAUUUGUAUUCAGAUUUGCACUUCAAGUUUCCAUCAGUGAUCGAGUCGGACUUGUACGCAAAGACGACAGACAAGCCGAUAUACUUCUAUCUGUUCAAGUACGGAGGGUACAGAAACAUGGCGAAGAUCAUCGUGGGGUACGGGGCGACGGGAGGGGCGUCUCAUGCCGAUGAGCUGUUCUACUUGUUCAAGCCUCAUUCUAUCCCGUUCCCGCAUCAGCUGGAGCGGCGCAUGAUCAAGCGCAUGGUCACGCUUUGGACCAACUUCGCCAAAUACGGUGAUCCAACGCCAACGACAUCACCCCUGUUGCCGUUCCGGUGGCAGCCUGGCCGCGCCAGCAACCCCUCAGCUCUAGUCAUCGACGGCCAACUCUCCACGGCUAAGCUGUGGGACUACGCUACUGUAGACCUGUGGAACCAGACCUACAGCAAGUAUAGGAGGAAACUGUAUGGGUUUCAAUUGGUGGCGGAUGCCACUCAAAAGUUAUGCAACAGACCGACCUCAAAACUGCUGCUGGAACUGCAGCAGCGGGGGGCGUACUCGCCUUUCCCCGGGAAGCUGGCCGCUGACCUGGUUGGAGCCGGCCGCUGCAAAUGGCGUGCACUGUGCUACGUGAAGGCGGUAGCGUGUAUCUUUACCCCAGAGGUCAGGGUCGAGCAGGGGGUGCUAAGGGGACUUCGCAGCAUUUCUGGCCAGCGGAGAUACUAUGGGAUACCUUAUGCUGUCAGUGAGAGAUUUCAGCCCCCGAGAAACCCUCCUCCUUGGCGCGGCACGUUCCUCGCCGUCAACCGCUUCGGCGCGUGCGCACAGAGCGUCUCCUUCCUCACGCUCGGCUCCGAGCACUGCCUCCAUCUGGACGUCUACACUCCAGCCACCAGCUCCAAGCUACCAGUCCUGGUAUUCAUCCACGGAGGGGCCUACUACUACGGCACUAAAGCACACUACGAUCCUGAGUAUCUGGUCACCAAAAAUGUAAUAGCAGUCAUUAUCAACUAUAGAGUCGGAGUAUUAGGCUUCUUAUGCUUGAAUGGAGUCGCCAAUUUAGGCUUGAAAGACCAAGUUGCGGCUCUAAAGUGGAUAAGGAGGAAUAUAGCUGCGUUUGGAGGAGAUCCGGACAAUGUGACGAUAGCGGGACAGAGUGCAGGCGCUAGUGCAGCUGCUAUGCAUUUACUCUCGAAAUCUAGUGAUGGGUUAUUUCAUAAAGCUAUCUUUAUGAGUGGAACCCCUUUAAGCCCUUGGGCGUUUAACUUGGAGCCUUUAGAACCAGCUUUUGAAGACGCUAGUAAACUCGGUCUAGUGAAAACUGAACGAGACGUAUACAACACUUUUAUGAACGCGACAUUGAAAGAUCUAUUAAAAACCACGCACGAUAGGUCAGUGAGCACCAGAUAUUUCAAAUAUUCUCCAUGUAUAGAUGUCAAUUUUCCAGAGUCUUUCUUUCGGGAUACUCCUUACAAAGUCAUUCAGUCUAAAUAUUUUAGGCCAAUCCCAAUGGUUCUUGGAUACGCGGACGUCGAAGGCAUGUUGUUCUACGGACUAAACAGCGAUCGAGACUUUCAAGAAUGGGACUCAAAAUUCGACCAUAGACUACCAUCAGUGUUUUCCUUGUGUUCUAAACUAGAGAAGAGGAAGAUAGUCAAUAAACUACGCUCAUAUUACUUUAGGAGUAAGAAGAUUAGCAGUAAAAACGUGAAAGGUGUAGUGAACUAUUACUCUGACUGGAUUGCGUAUGCAUCAGUGAAUGCGUUUUCGAAACUGAUUGUGGAUAAGUCAGCGCCUGUAUACAGUUACAUGUUUUCGUACGAAGGCGGCCGGAACUUUGCUAAGGGGCUGAUCGGGUAUAAGGCAGGAUUGAGAGGCGCGUCGCACUCUGACGAUAUCUUCUACAUCUUCAAGCCGGCGGGACUGGGGCUGCCAGUGUCGUCGGAGGAUAGGCUGUUCAUAGAGCGACUGACUACUAUGCUGGCUAACUUUAUGAAGUUUGGCGACCCCACCCCCCACCGGACUCCACUCCUCCCAGUACCCUGGCCACGCGCCAACGCAUCUCUCAGCACGCCCACGUUGCGCCUGGACAGCCAGUCCACCGUGAUACCCGCCCCUGAGUCGCAUCAAGGCCGUUUGCUGAUGAAACUGCUGUGCCGGUACGGUCAGAAAGGGUUCGUGCCUUGUGAGAGUGAAGAUCGCUGUGGAAAAGAGUAGGG
Cydia splendana is the source of this 3490-nucleotide messenger RNA. RefSeq lists its product as uncharacterized. Lineage: Eukaryota; Metazoa; Arthropoda; Insecta; Lepidoptera; Tortricidae. The record is from RefSeq and is a predicted model, not a curated record. The coding region runs from base 129 to 3488 and encodes 1119 amino acids. The transcript is spliced from 8 exons. Gene Ontology annotation, molecular function: hydrolase activity.